This is a messenger RNA of Carya illinoinensis, 1013 nucleotides long. RefSeq lists its product as uncharacterized. Gene Ontology annotation, biological process: proton motive force-driven ATP synthesis. Gene Ontology annotation, molecular function: proton transmembrane transporter activity. Bases 358 to 726 code for a protein of 122 amino acids. The transcript is spliced from 4 exons. The record is from RefSeq and is a predicted model, not a curated record. Lineage: Eukaryota; Viridiplantae; Streptophyta; Magnoliopsida; Fagales; Juglandaceae.
AAAUGUAAUGUAAAAAAUGAUAAAUAAUGAAGCUCGAAUAUAAAAUAGAGAAGAUGAUGUAAGAAUAAAAUUCGGCAAUAAAUUUAUUUACAACUAGGAAUUACAAUUUACAAGGCAAAGCCCUCUCCUUUUAAGUUUUAACCGGCUCUCGUAGAGAAGGGUCUCACAGUCUCACUCCCCAAAACCCUAAAUUCUGCGAAAUAAGAGGAAAUUACCCAAGUUCAUUGACAUGAGGAUCUUCUAUUCUGGCGUUAUGAAACAAUGAAGAAUCGGAUAGCUCAGACUCCAUUUUGAUUUGUUUUCCUGCACUUCCUUAGCAACCAAACAGACCUAUUUUCUAUUGAAUUCAGGGUGUCCAUGGCGUCAAUGCUAACUCAGUUACAAACUAAGCUGGCUCAGGCUUCACAGUACAUGGCCAAACAUGGAGGUGCUCGCUACAAACAGUUAUUGGAGCAGAACAAGCAAUAUAUCCAAGAGCCACCCACCAUUGAGAAGUGCCAAACGCUAGCUAAUGAAUUGUUUUACACUCGUCUUGCCAGUAUUCAUGGUCGUUAUGAGUCCUUCUGGAAGGAAGUAGAUUAUGUCAAGUACCUAUUGAAGAACAGGCAGGAGAUGAAGUUAGAGAAUGCUGGCAUUGGUGUUCUGUUUGGACUUGAGUGCCUCGCCAGGUUUUAUGGCGGUGAGAUUGUGGGCAGGGGGUUUACGCUCACUGGUUAUCAUGUUUGAGAGGAUGCUUUAGGGGUAAACAUCCUAGUUGCUCAGUUAUGGAAGAUUCUUACUUGGUGAUCUGCAUCAAUCUGCUUAUACAUACCAUUUUUUCUUCAGACUUGAAAGAUGAGACUGACGAGUCAGCAAAACAUAGCUUACACAAUAAUAAAUGAAUUUACAUUUUUGCCAUGAAUGUUCUCAUUUAAAUCCAAAUGAGGCAAACUGUUGAUAUUUAACUGGAUGGAUAAAAGAUAAAGGAAGUUCUGGAUGAGUUUUAUGAUGGAAGAGUUUUGGAAUUCAGCAAA